Fusarium sp. VM40 is the source of this 792-nucleotide messenger RNA. NCBI's taxonomy places the organism in Eukaryota, Fungi, Ascomycota, Sordariomycetes, Hypocreales, Nectriaceae. The record is from the annotation of a GenBank genome assembly.
AUGCUUUUUAUCAUCUUUUCGGUAUCCCUUGCAAGUCUUACUAUUGCCUCACCGCUCAGCCUUUUAUCCACGUCCGUGGAUCUUGCUCCCAGAAAGAUCCAUGUUGAUGAAAUGCACGCUCGCGCGCUCGCCAACCAUCCCAAGGAUCUUGUUAUGGAUUCUGCGGACCUGCAUAAUUUCAUGAAGAAUAACAAUGGCUCGGAUGUCAUUGUGUAUCUCCAAGAUGAGCGCGUUUAUGUGCCUAUGACUGACGUGUCUUUACUCGACGCAUCAGAGGACAAGGUUGGUGCAAAAGACAGCAAGUCAAAGCGUCAGUUCGCCGCCCCCUGUUAUGGUUAUAACAAAUGGGAAGCUCGUGAUGCCAAGUCCUGGUGGGGACCAUGGGAAACAGCUUCUAGCUGCACAUAUACAGGUCUGAGUGAGGGCAGUGGUGUCCGUGGCAUCUCGUGGUCAAAGUCAGUUGCUGUCGAGGUCAACGCCGGACUUGAUUUCAACGUUAUCAAAGAUGUCCUAGGAAUUUCGGCGGGCGUUUCCGUCACCAACACAUGGACGGAUGGUGGCAGGAUAGAUUGUACGAUCCCUGCUGGUUCCGUUGGCCAGAUCUGGGCACAGAAAUACAUGGGAGAAGCAAAUAUGUGGAGUAUGACCUGUCAGUCCUGUGGCAUCUCUGGUCAAAGUUGCAUCGGCGACUGGGUUGAACGCGGUUUUGUUAAAGCUCCCUCGGAUGGUUCCGAUCCUGGGAAGAACAUGAAUACAGGCUGCAGUACUGGGUCUGAAAACGUGAAGUGUUAG